ACGUACUAAAUCUACAGUUCGUGUUUCAUUUUUGAUCUUACACUAGUCAGUUGUAGAAUAAACCAUGGACGUAAUGUGGUACUAUUAUAUCGGUGUGAUUGUCUUGAUAGUUUUGUGGUUUCUGGCCAUUCUGAUAUUUUCUGAACAGAUUCGAAAAUCGGUAUUCGCCGAGUUUUUCACCUGUAGACUGAUCAAUCUGUGGAAUGAAAGCAUGUUUUUAACCUCCAAGUAUUACCAAUUGGAAAAAUUCAGUGAACUAAAAUCGGAAGCUCCAGAUGGACAAUUGAAAGUGCUGGAAGUGGGUGUUGGCGAAGGUACAAAUUUCGAACUGUAUCCCCCGAAUUGUAAACUAACUGGCUUCGAGUACAACGAAUAUUUUAAGAAAAAGUUCACCGAAAAUGUGAAAAAAUUUUCGAAGAUUAAACUCGAGAAGUUUGUUAACGGAUUUGUAGAGGACAUGCAUGUGUUCAAAGACAAUACUUUUGACGUAGUUCUCUGUACCCAUGUAUUGUGCAGUGUUUCCGACGUUCCGGCGGGUCUGAAAGAAAUUAAAAGGGUGCUAAAAGAGGGUGGCAAAUUUUUCUUUAUCGAGCACGUUGCCUACGAACCACUUUGUUUAGGUAAUGAGUUUUGGACAGCGGUACAAGGUCUUUUGGAACCGAUAUGGAAAAUCAUUAUGGGUGGAUGCUGUUUGAGAAAGUCAACGUGGGUCGAUCUAGAGAAGGCCGGCUUCAGUACGGUGACUAUAACACGAGAAUAUUCGCCAAGAUUACCAGCCAUUUUACGGCCACACAUUUGGGGAUGUGCAGUGAAAUAAUUUAAUUAAAAUAAAAAGAAAAGUGAAACGAA
Bradysia coprophila is the source of this 849-nucleotide messenger RNA. Its product is annotated as thiol S-methyltransferase TMT1A-like. NCBI's taxonomy places the organism in Eukaryota, Metazoa, Arthropoda, Insecta, Diptera, Sciaridae. Gene Ontology annotation, molecular function: S-adenosylmethionine-dependent methyltransferase activity. The record is from RefSeq and is a predicted model, not a curated record.